Messenger RNA from Alternaria arborescens, 2583 nucleotides. RefSeq lists its product as hypothetical. The transcript is spliced from 2 exons. Gene Ontology annotation, biological process: proteolysis. Bases 1 to 2583 code for a protein of 860 amino acids. Gene Ontology annotation, molecular function: serine-type peptidase activity. Lineage: Eukaryota; Fungi; Ascomycota; Dothideomycetes; Pleosporales; Pleosporaceae. The record is from RefSeq and is a predicted model, not a curated record.
AUGUCUUUCGUUAAGUUCCUGGCUAUAUCGUGCCUGUUGAUAUGUGGAUGGGCAAAUCCUCUGAAGGGACCUUUCGCCUCGCGACAAGUCGACCCUCCUACUGCCUCUACUGUUUGUGGAGACAUCAUCGUCGCUGUAAAUAACGGAUAUACACUAUUCCGUGCAUCGUUGGUGUAUGAGUGCUUGCAAAGUGUCCCUUUGAACCCAGCUGUCGCAAUGCGCUUUAUCGACUAUUACAACAUGACCUUACAGUUCCAAUCCACAUUGGGUUAUGUCAAAGCGCCACCCACCGGCUACCAACGGGCACCGUUCGACAUCGAAGAAGCUCUACAGGAGAUUAAGCAGAACGUGACUAAGGCUGGCUACAGAAAUCAAUACGAGUUCGAAGCACAAAUUCAGCUCCUGGUAAACCAGAUACGCGACACGCACGUUGUUCUCAAUUCCGGGAUCUUGUCGGCUUUCUCGUUUGUUGGCUCAUAUGGGCUUGCAAGUGCGUCUAUUGACGGCAAGCAAGCGCCGGACAUCUACCUUGAUGAAGACUUGCGCAAAGCUUGGGAGACUGGAGAGCACAAAGCGUCGCCUGUGACCCACAUCAACGGGGUUGACGUGAUCGAAUAUCUGGAAACUUUCGCCGAACAGAACUCUGAAGGCUUCUUAGAACCACAUGCUGAUUGGAACGCGAUAAUGAACAAUCCUGCACUCGACAUCCAGGGUAUUCCCAGUACAUUCCAAUCGGCAAAUCUCUACCCUGGGGAUGGAAUCUUCUCCGACGCCCUCAACUUUACACUUCAAAAUGACACUGUUGUCAAGACCGUCUGGUGGGCGAUUUGCGUCGAUUGUGAGGACACUGGACCCCUCACCACCGGCGGCGAUUUCUACAAUUAUUUUGUUCUCGGAAAUUUACCAGAGAGCUAUGUUGAAGGCGGACAGUGGUGGCCUACUAUGAAAGACGAGAGUCAGCCACCAUCCAACGACAGCGAUAGUAGUUUCAACUUUACAGCGGUACUGGAAGCCUAUUGUACCGAAGGGGCGUCAUCCAACCAGAACUGGUGCAUGGACAGCCAUGGAGCAUAUCCGAACAACCCUAUGACUACCCAAGCCGAUCUUUCUAUCGUAGGAGGAGGCAUCGUAUCUAGCUACAUGUUAGACGACAAUUCCACCGCCGUCCUUAGCAUACCCUCAUUCUUUCAGGACGGUCAGGACAUUUCCAGUUUUCGGCAAGCGGUCCAUGACUUCGUUGGCAACGCGUCACAGAGGCAGGCUUCCCGCGUCAUUAUUGAUCUCCAGCAAAAUUCUGGGGGCCUUGUCCUCCUCGCCUACGAUACUUUCAAACAAUUCUUUCCGAGUUUCGAGCCGAACGGGGCAAGCCGCCAACGCAGUCACGAAUUGAGCAAUAUUCUCGGUGAAGCUUAUACGGAGUGGUGGAAUCGGUCAGGUCACAAUCAACCUGAGAACUCCCACUUGGCAGCGAACGAGUGGAUCGUCACUAACCGAAUCAACGCCGCUACUGGAGAAGACUUUGCGUCUUGGAGCGAGUUUUACGGCCCAGAGGCUAGCAAUGGCGAUAGGUUCUCAGGAAGUCAACGAUACAACUUGUCUGACCAAAGUUUCGACUAUGCCGCAUUCGGCAACUAUCCAUACGGGUACAAUCCGGACGAGCCCAUUACCGACACCCUACCGCCUUGGGCUCCUGAAGAUAUUGUCAUUCUUACUGAUGGUCUUUGCGCCUCUGCAUGCGCUAUUUUUGUUGAAUUCAUGACCUACCAAGCUGGAGUUAAGACUAUUGUCGUCGGCGGUCAGCCAAAACCCGGCCCUAUGCAAGCAGUUAGUGGCAGUCGUGGCGCCGCCUCAUACUCUUCCGAUGCCCUAGACGAAGACUUUGAAGCAGGACUGAAGUACUUGUCUGUGGACAAGCCUGAAGUAGCUUUGCAACUGCCCGACCGAACAGAUUCAGGAAUAAGGAUUGAUUAUGCCGGUUUCACCAUCAGAAACCAAGUGCGUGGCACAGAGCUUACGCCCCUCCAGUUCCAAUAUCAAGCUGCCAAUUGUCGAAUCUACUAUACGCUUGAAACGAUUUACAACUCGACGAAGCUUUGGAGCUACACCGCCCGGGCAGCGUGGGACGACCCAACUCUUUGUGUACAAAAUUCAACAGGGUAUCCAACGGCCCGCAACGAGACGUCAGUCAAACUGCCCCCAUCAGCCGCAUCAGUCGCACCUGCAACCUAUGACUUCUCGCCACUGCCGUUCGCUGAGAAUAUAACCUUCGAGCUUCUUGACUCCACCAUGAUCGAAAAAAGACGUGCUGGUCAGAUCAGAGUCUGUACUCAGAAUGACGCUUGCAGUUGUCAUCCUUUGGUGUUGCAAUGUCCCGGCGGACCGAAAACUGUCCAAGCUUGUCUUCCAAAAUGCAAAGUCACCAGUCACAACCCAGGCGGAGAUUGCCCAGGGACGGGUGAUUUCUGCUCUACAUCAGGGGUCAGCUCAAUGAAAAUCUAUGAACAAAGUACGUAUGGAGGCACUAACUACAGAGAAUGGGAUGGUUACUGUAAGACAACUCGUCUAGAUCUGUGUCCGAGGUAA